Messenger RNA from Racocetra persica, 590 nucleotides. The record is from the annotation of a GenBank genome assembly. Lineage: Eukaryota; Fungi; Glomeromycota; Glomeromycetes; Diversisporales; Gigasporaceae.
CCUCCUUACGAAGAGAAAUUGAAGACUUAAAUAAACAAAUUAAGGAUAAUAAAACCCUCCAUACUAGCCAACUCCAAGCCGAGCAAACCAAAUUAAGAGAAGCCUCCGAAAAACUAGCCAACCAAAUUGCUACCAACCAGCAAAAAGAGCAAACCAUCCACCAACUCCAAACUAACCUAAAAGAGAGUGAAAACACCCUCCAAACCACCCGAGAACAACUUAGCCAAUCCCAAAGCAAAAUCACCACCCUAGAAACCUCCAUCCUCACUCACCAGCAAUUAAAAGCCAAAUACGAAAAAGAAUUAAAAGCCAACCAAGCCAAAAUCACCCAAUUAGAACAAUCUCUCCAAGCCCAGCAUACUGAAAUUGCCGAAAAGGAUACCACUCUAAAAGAAAAAUCCACUCAACUCACCAACACCUUAAAAUCCCUUACUGACCUCCAAACCGAAAAUAAAAACCUUAAACAAACCCAGCAAGACCAAAAACAAAGAAUAAUUGCCCUAGAAGCCGAUAAAACCGACUUAAUUAAGCAAUUGUCCCAGGCCCAGGAAAAACACCAAUCCUAUCUCACCCAGCAAAAACAAAAAUGA